Messenger RNA from Drosophila grimshawi, 882 nucleotides. RefSeq names its product tropomyosin alpha-3 chain. The record is from RefSeq and is a predicted model, not a curated record. NCBI's taxonomy places the organism in Eukaryota, Metazoa, Arthropoda, Insecta, Diptera, Drosophilidae. The coding region runs from base 1 to 882 and encodes 293 amino acids. The transcript has a single exon.
AUGCGCAUCACACAGCUGUCCGAGGCACUCCACCCACUCCUCCUGGCACUGCUGGCCCUCCAGCUCAUAUCAAUCUCCAGUUCAACGGCAAUGCCCACCCAGCUGCAUCAGGAGCGUUCGAAUGACGACUCGAACCGAAUGGAUGAUAUGGAUGAUGGGGUGGGCAGCGGUUGCACUAAUUCAGGCGACAAUAUUAACAGUUCUAAAUGUGAGGACAAGAGCGGAAUGAUGCCUCCAUGCAAUGCCAGACAGACGGCCACAAACAUUGCCCAGAAGGCCGCCACCGAGGCAGAGCAGGCAUAUGGAACACAACAGGCUGCUGCCGCGGAGGUCGCCCGCAUGGUUAAGAAGCAGCUGGCGGAUCGAGCAUAUGCAGCUGCCAAAGCAGCGGAGGCGGCACUCUCUGGCAAGCAACAGAAUGUGGAGCAGCUAGAGCAGGAGAUAAGCGAGGCUGAGGCGGCUCUGCAGCAGCAGGCAGAGUCCAUUACUGGCACGCAAGACAAUCUUAAUAUCGCCAGCAUGACGGUCAAGGAUGCUCAGCAACUGUCCCAAUCCCUGAAGAAGGCCAUCAACUUAGCUCAGGAAAAUCUGGCUCAUGCCAAGGCUGUUGCCGCCGGUGCCCAGCAUGAGCUCGAGUCGAAGUCUCAACUGCUGGAGCAGUCGCAGUGUCGCAUCGAUGGGCUCAAAAAGCGCCUCUGCGAGGCCCGCAGAGAGAUGCAGAAUAUUAAAAAGUCCGCCUAUAAAGCAGUCUGUGCGGCUGCAGAGGCCUGCAAGAAGGCCCGAGAUCGCAGGACAGUCACUGAGAAGGGGCGGAUUAAACGUCGCAUACAACAGCAAAUACAACAGCGGCAGCAAUCACAUAAUUCAGGGGUAUUAUGGUGA